UAGGAAUAGAAGAUGGGUAGAAAAGAUGCGGCAUCAACAAGAACCCCAGUCGAUCAAUAUCGCAAGCAAAUAGGAAAUUGAUGUCAAGCCGAGUAGAAAUAUGGUGGCAUACUGGAGAAGAAUACUUUUCCUUUUAGCAUCCUACAAGCUUUUUCUGAUUGAGUGCACAACAGAUGAAGUUCCUGGUGAAUGGACGCUCCUUCAUGUAGUCGAGGGACAAAUAGGGGCAGGGAACUACACUUAUUUUGGGUUAAAUUAUGACGGAAAGAUAAUACUCCAAAUGCAGAGUCUUGCAGGUGAUGCUGAUCUGUACGUAUCUGCUGCAACCCUGCAUCCAAGCUUUGAUGAAUACGAGCUGCAGUCAGCAACCUGUGGGCUUGACAUAAUUACUGUGCCAGAUCACUUCAGCCGGCCAGUGGGCAUUGGCAUCUACGGACAUCCCUUUUACCAGGAAAGUGAAUUUGAGCUGCAAAUAUUUUAUGACAAAACCAUCUACGAUGAUCCUUAUGCUGAUGCCUCUUUUGAUCCUGAAGAUGUAGAAGCUAGUCAAAAAAAGCAGGGAAAAAUGCCACAGGAUACAUCUCAGGAGGAGAAACCUGUGCUGAAGGAUUUAAUAAUCGGGAUACUGAAACUGAUCCUUGAAAUACUUUUCUAAGUGCGCUUUCGUUAGUAUUCCAUACAUUCAACGCAUUUAUCUUUUUUGUAACUUGCAACAACUGGAAUUUUUGUUAACUUCAGGGGCUAAGUGCAGGAGCAGCUGCGGUUUCCUUCUUGGCUGUGAUGUUUAGCAAAUAUUUACUAAAAACGUCCCUCUUGAAUGUUCUCUAAUCUUGCGUGAUGAAGCUUUGGUGUUGAUGCUAGAACCACAACACGGACUAAAUUCUUCCCAAAGCAGGGGAUAUUAAUGUUGCUGUAGGGAUUUAGCACUUUGCAUUGUUUAUUAAAAUAAGUAACUAUUUCCACACUGUAGAAUUUAAUUUGGUAAUUCACAAUGUAUUUUGAUUAAGAAAACUGUUAGACUGGAAUCUGUACACCAUUUUUGCAAU
This is a messenger RNA of Pelobates fuscus (common spadefoot toad), 1046 nucleotides long. Its product is annotated as UPF0669 protein C6orf120 homolog. Lineage: Eukaryota; Metazoa; Chordata; Amphibia; Anura; Pelobatidae. The transcript has 2 exons. Bases 101 to 655 code for a protein of 184 amino acids. The record is from RefSeq and is a predicted model, not a curated record.